AGCAGGAGGCGUUGUGUUGCGAAAAAGAGGGUGGGAACAGUACAAGCUCGUCAGCGGAGCAGCGGUUCACAUAAGACUUCAGGUUACAUCAGAGAGGAUAGUAAUCUUUGGGCACUCCAAGAUUUCUAGUGCAAGGACUGCUCAAUACCCAAGGGUUGAAGGGGUUGAAAACGUCUAGCCUGCCUCCGUCCCCUUCGAAUUGAUUCAACAUGAAGCUCAAGAGAUUUCUACUUCGUUACUAUCCUCCUGGUAUUAUUCUUGAAUACGAGACUAACGCAGAGCUGAAACAGAAGACCAUCGACUUGCUCGAUCUCACGGUUGAGACUGACGUGGAGGUCUUGCUCAAUCGCAUUGUGCGUCAAGAACCCUUGAUCACUGAAUCAAAACGCCCGCAUGUCAGAAAGCUUCUUUACAAACUCAUCGAAAAACAAGACUGCCAGGAGAGUCAGCAGUUCUAUCUCUUCAAAAUUCUUCGAGCCCACAUUCUUCCUUUGACUAAUUGUGCAUUCAACAAGAACGGGGACAAGUUCAUUACGGGAUCCUACGACAGAACCUGCAAAGUCUGGAACACCCUGACUGGUGAGGAGCUUCUCACACUGGAAGGCCACAAGAAUGUCGUUUACGCCAUUGCAUUCAACAAUCCUUAUGGCGACAAAGUGAUCACGGGUUCUUUUGACAAGACUUGCAAAGUAUGGAACUCAGAGACUGGGGAGCUGUACCACACAUUGAGAGGUCAUGCCACGGAGAUCGUCUGCUUGUCCUUCAAUCCUCAGGGCUCCAUCAUCUCCACAGGGUCCAUGGACAACACAGCAAAGUUAUGGGAUACCGAGACUGGCGUAGAGCUCUGCACGCUGAUUGGACAUACGGCAGAGAUUGUCAGUUUGAGUUUCAACCAGACAGGAGACAAGCUCAUCACUGGUUCUUUUGAUCACACGACAAAACUGUGGGAUGUGAGGUCGGGUCGUUGCAUCCACACCUUCCAGGGUCAUAGAGGAGAAAUCUCCAGCUGCCAGUUCGAUUGGGAGGGAGGCAAGUGCAUCACCGGGUCCAUUGAUCGCACGUGCAAACUUUGGGAUGUGAAGUCAGGGCAGUGCAUCAAUACCUUGCGAGGUCACAGCGACGAGAUCCUCGAUGUCUCCUUCAACGCCACCGGAAGCCGACUGGUGACGGCGUCAGCGGACGGGACAGCGCGAGUAUACAACACCAUGACUGGCGCGUGCGUGUCCAUCCUUGUCGGGCACGAAGGGGAGAUCUCAAAGGUGUGCUUCAAUCCGCAAGGAACCAAGAUCAUCACGGCGAGCAGUGACAAGACCUGCCACAUCUGGUCGAGCGAUACCGGGGAGUGCCUGCAGAUCCUAGAAGGACAUAUAGACGAGAUCUUCUCCUGCGCGUUCAACUACGAGGGUGACACCAUCAUCACUGGGUCCAAGGAUAACACGUGCCGCAUUUGGAAGUGCUAG
Molecule: messenger RNA, 1460 nt
Organism: Guillardia theta CCMP2712
Lineage: Eukaryota; Cryptophyceae; Pyrenomonadales; Geminigeraceae
Exons: 1
Coding region: 210-1460 (416 amino acids)
Biological process (GO): ubiquitin recycling; proteasome-mediated ubiquitin-dependent protein catabolic process
Cellular component (GO): nucleus; cytoplasm
Molecular function (GO): ubiquitin binding
Source: RefSeq, a predicted model, not a curated record